GCAUGAGCCGUUUUGGCCGACUCGAAGGAAAAAUGCACCGCUGCAACGUCAGUCGCUUUUUGGCAGUGUAUUCGGCAGGUGGCUCCAUCUGUACUCCCGCCCACCCCCAAAACACACAACCACAAAAAAAAAAAUCUCACCAGAAAACCGACGGAGCACAGCGCGCCCCAAUUCAUCCAAUUCGAUCACCGCGAAGACGUGAAGGAAAAAAGAAAAAACAGACGUAAGAAUCUCCUAAAUCACAAGCAAUCAAUCAAUUAACAGAAGACAGCCCAAGAAUGUCGCCUACAAGUGGACUAUUGACCAUCUGCCUCUGCCUUUUGGGCAUUUCGGCGACAUCUGCCAUAAUGUGCUAUCACUGCAAUAGCGAAUACGAUCCUCAGUGUGCUGAUCCAUUUGUUAAGUACGAUUUGGGCAUUAAAAAUUGUUCGUAUGAAAAUGAAUUGGAUCAUUUACCAAAUGUCCAAGCUACACUCUGCCGAAAGACAACUCAAAAGGUUUACGGUGAAAUCCGUGUGUGGCGCGGCUGUGGCUAUGUAAGGGACAAGCGAGACGAUAAGGAAUGCAUGAAAAGGAGCGGCACUCACGAUGUCCAAGCUCUCUAUUGCUCCUGCACAACGGAUCUGUGCAACACAGCUACAAACGUCAAUGCCGGCGUUGGCAUUGCCCUAGCUGUCAUUGCCAUCUGGACGUUAAUUUAAAAACAGAAAAUAUUUGAAUUAGUGUCCUAGAGAGAGAGCAUCAUGCUACACGAAAACCCUUGUAGAUAAAAAAAAAAAGAAGUAAAAAAAAAGAAGAUUAAAAAGACAGAGAAGAAAUUUAACUGCAAAAAAAAGCAACUUAGGAAUCGUAGAUAGAGCGAAGUUUUUGAAAAAAACAAAAUGAAGAAAAAAAAAACGUAUCUAAAUUGAGGCAAUUUCUACACGAUUGCACCCUCAUCAAGUGCUUAGAAAAUUAAUUAUGUUCAAUUUUUAAACAAUUUAUUUUCAAAAAAAAAAAAAAAAGGAAAACUUAAAAAAAGACCGCUUAAAAAACUGAAUUUAUUUCAAUCUUUAGGCAUUGUAGCUAAAAAAAAUAAAUAAAUAAAUAAAGCAAAAAUAAAAAUCGGUAGAAUUCGAGGAGAAUAAUUAAAAAAAAAAAACAAAAGUAUUCCAGAAAAAAAAAGAAAAGCGCAAUUAAGAUGGCACCCAAUAAGUUGUUUUUUUUUUUUUUAAACACAUCCGUCCUGCUUAUUUCCACUGAGAGACAAUUUCUUAAAUUUAUUAAUUAAAAAGAAAAAAAAUAGCGAAGGAAAAGAAAGAAAUUUAAAAGUAAAAAAAAACUGUUAAGAAAUUGAUAUAUCAUUCUGUUGGAAUUGUCACUGUAUUGUUGAUAGAUUUAAAAUAACAACAACAAAAAAAAUGCGAUCUAUUGUUAUUUAUUGAAAAGAAAAAAAGAAAUAAAAAAGUGCUUUUAUUCGAAA
Molecule: messenger RNA, 1462 nt
Organism: Phlebotomus papatasi
Lineage: Eukaryota; Metazoa; Arthropoda; Insecta; Diptera; Psychodidae
Exons: 3
Coding region: 279-701 (140 amino acids)
Biological process (GO): positive regulation of voltage-gated potassium channel activity; regulation of synaptic transmission, cholinergic; sleep
Source: RefSeq, a predicted model, not a curated record